Molecule: messenger RNA, 261 nt
Organism: Microthlaspi erraticum
Lineage: Eukaryota; Viridiplantae; Streptophyta; Magnoliopsida; Brassicales; Brassicaceae
Source: the annotation of a GenBank genome assembly
AUGUUGGGGUGGGGAUACUUCCCGUCGAGUUCAACGAUAAAGCAUGACGCAUGCAGUAGCUCGAUCGAUCCCGUCACUGCAGCAGUAGCUCGAUCGAUCCCGUUACCGCAGCACCAGCUCGAUCGAUCCCGUCACUGCAGCAGUAGCUUGAUCGAUCCCGUCACUGCAACAGUAGCUCGAUCGAUCCCGUUACUGCAACAGCAGCUCGAUCGAUCCCGUCACUGCAACAGUAGCUCGAUCGACCCGUCACUGCAACAGUAG